Protobothrops mucrosquamatus (brown spotted pit viper) is the source of this 735-nucleotide messenger RNA. It is a transcript of the gene ATOH1, whose product is annotated as atonal bHLH transcription factor 1. Lineage: Eukaryota; Metazoa; Chordata; Lepidosauria; Squamata; Viperidae. The record is from RefSeq and is a predicted model, not a curated record. The transcript is spliced from 2 exons. The coding region runs from base 1 to 735 and encodes 244 amino acids. Gene Ontology annotation, molecular function: protein dimerization activity.
AUGUCAAUUGACCAAGGAAAUUCAGAUACUUCAAAUACAAAUAUUAUCAGCGGCCCUUGCAAGGCGCCGUUAGCGCCCCCGCCGCGGCUCCGCUCGCCCUGCUCCGCCGUCGGAGGCAGCCCUCUUCUCCGCCAGGGCUCCCAGGGGAACGGCGUGCAGCGGCAGAGGCGGCUGGCGGCCAACGCUCGCGAGCGGCGCCGGAUGCACGGGCUGAACCACGCUUUCGACCAGCUGCGCAACGUCAUCCCUUCCUUUAACAACGACAAGAAACUCUCCAAGUACGAGACGCUGCAGAUGGCGCAGAUCUACAUCAGCGCCUUAGCCGAGCUCCUGCAUAGCCCGCUGCCGCCCGAGAGCGCCCCCUGCGGCAAGGGCCCUUCUCUGCCGCCCGCCGCCCAGACCUACGAGCGCGCGCCUUGCACCCCUCCAGGAGGGGGCGCGCUGCAGGCCCAAGCCCGGGCCCAGGUGGCGGCCCACGGCAGGACGCGUUUUCCCUUAGAGUCGCCGGGGGCUGCGGGGCCAGGAGGGGUCUACGCGGUGCAGCCAGAGCCGCUGCAUUUCCCCUCCUUCACGGACGGCGCCCUUCUGGGGCAAAAAGCCCCCUCGCCGGGCCAGCUUCUCCAGCCGGCUGGCCAGCAGCCGCAAGAGCGAAGAAAAACCUCGCCGCCGGCCCACCGCAGCGACGGCGAGUUCUCGCCUCGGUCGCAUUACAGUGACUCGGACGAGGCCAGCUAG